This is a messenger RNA of Pipistrellus kuhlii (Kuhl's pipistrelle), 2126 nucleotides long. It is a transcript of the gene ATAT1, whose product is annotated as alpha tubulin acetyltransferase 1. Lineage: Eukaryota; Metazoa; Chordata; Mammalia; Chiroptera; Vespertilionidae. Gene Ontology annotation, biological process: alpha-tubulin acetylation. Gene Ontology annotation, cellular component: microtubule. The record is from RefSeq and is a predicted model, not a curated record. Bases 89 to 1201 code for a protein of 370 amino acids. The transcript is spliced from 10 exons. Gene Ontology annotation, molecular function: tubulin N-acetyltransferase activity.
CCCCGCCCGGCAGGAGGAAGUAGAGCCCCAGGGGCGGGGCGGGCGGAAGUGACGCCGGGAGGGCGGGGUUGGCCGUGCACAAUGGGCCAUGGAGUUCCCGUUUGAUGUGGACGCGCUGCUUCCAGAGCGGAUCACGGUGCUGGACCAGCACCUGCGGCCCCCGGCCCGCCGACCCGGAACCACUACGCCAGCCCGCGUGGAUGUGCAGCAGCAGCUUAUGACCAUUGUAGAUGAACUGGGCAAGGCUUCCGCCAAGGCCCAGCACCUUCCUGUACCCAUCACCAGCGCCUCGAGGAUGCAGAGUAACCGCCACGUUAUGUAUGUGCUCAAAGACAGCUCGGCGCGACCGGCUGGAAAAGGAGCUAUCAUUGGCUUCCUCAAAGUUGGAUACAAGAAACUUUUUGUGCUGGAUGAUCGCGAGGCUCACAAUGAGGUGGAACCACUUUGCAUCCUGGACUUUUACAUCCAUGAGACACUUCAGCGCCACGGCCACGGGCGAGAACUCUUUCAGUAUAUGUUGCAGAAGGAGCGAGUCGAACCACACCAACUAGCCAUUGACCGGCCCUCACAGAAGCUGCUGAAGUUCCUAAACAAACACUACAAUCUGGAGACCACAGUGCCACAGGUGAACAACUUCGUGAUCUUUGAAGGCUUCUUUGCCCACCAGCAUCGUAAGUGUUCUCCCCUUGUGUGUGUGGGUCCAAUAGUUGGCGAGGGAAAGAAAAGAGGUGGAUUCCUGGUCCCCCUGGUCCCCUCACUGAGGGGCACCUCCACUUCCUUUCUCACAGGGCCCCCUGCUCCCUCUCUGAGGGCAAUUCGACACUCGCGCGCUGCGGGGGACCCUGCGCCGGCCGCUCCAGCGAGGAAGCUGCCUCCCAAGAGAACAGAGGGAGACAUUAAGCCAUACUCCUCGAGCGACCGAGAAUUCCUGAAGGUCGCUGUGGAGCCUCCUUGGCCCCUGAACAGAGCCCCUCGCCGGGCCACUCCUCCAGCCCACCCGCCGCGCUCCAGCAGCCUGGGCAACUCGCCGGAGCGAGGGCCCCUCCGCCCCUUCGUGCCAGAGCAGGAGCUGCUGCGCUCCCUGCGCCUCUGCCCCCCUCACCCUACCGCCCGGCUCCUGCUGGCCACCGACCCCGCGGCCAGCCCGGCCCAGCGCCGGCGCACCAGCUCCCUUCCCCGCUCUGAGGACAGUCGCUACUGACAGUUAACCCUCUGCCCCCUGGGAGCCUCGAUGGCCGAGACCCGUCCCCCAGAAACCCACCCCUUCCCUUCCAGUGUGUCCCCCAGGGCCCGUGGAGCCCGACAGCCCAGACUCCCUCUUCUCUCUGGGACAGUGGCCACGACCUUGUAGCUCUCCUUGCCCUAGAAGCACCCCCAGCCCCAGCGCUGCCUCUGCGCAGCCCCUCCUGCGGUCCACAGCACCCUGGCCGCUGUCCGACUCCAGACCACCAUGGCGGCCCCAGGCCUCCGCAGCAACUGGUCCCUGGAAUCAGUGUCUCCCACUCUAGUGCCCCUGAAGGCCCCUGUACUGCUGUGUGCCGCCCUCACUGCCCUCAGCGCCACAGCAGCCUGUGAGGUUGCCUCGGAGCAGUCCAGGCGGAUAGGACAGGGACUUACAGCUCCUUCAGGGACCCCACCAUGGCUGAGCUCUUCAUUGCCUGUGUGUCAGGGAGCCCUGAGCUGAAGUCUGCUUUGGGCUAGACUCGCACUUCUGAAGACAGCACUACCCCAGGCCAUUCUGAGGGACUUCGUUUCUCCGCAGCAGAUCUCAGCGAGAACCUGGGUCCGAGAGGGGUCAUCUUAGCCGGUUUCACUCGAGAAGCCUGAGUCUCCAGGGCCUGUUAGCUCCCGGAUCCGUCCUCCCCCAGUAGCUAGACACUGACAUAUUCCUUGUUGUGAGAUUGUUGGACUUCCUCUCUUCUUUCCUCCAUAGCAAGAGCCGUUUUCCCUGCUGCACACCCAGGCGUCAAACCUCCUUCCUCUGAAUGUGCGGUCCAUUAGGUGCCCCCACUGUGUUCCCCCAAAUCCGCGGGAGCAGGAUCUCCCUUUCUCCCUCCUCAUUCCUCCUUUUCUUCUUCCUCUCAGUGUUGUUUGAAUAAAGUGUGAAUUCCUUUGUGUUUUUUAAA